GCCCGCCGGGCCGGUUGUGACGCCACCAGGCCCCGCCCCUUGCUAUAAACAGUGGCGUCGCCGGCACCGCCUUCCCACACUCUCUGGCUCCUCUCGCGGCCGCCGCUCUCCGUUUUUUCCUCCCGCCGUCUUCUCUGCCUCUUCUCAUCCUUUCUCGCUCUGCUGCUCUGCAGUGUGACGAGGCCGGAUCCUCUCCCCACCCAGCCUGCGCCUUCCUCCACCCGCGCUGUCCCAUUUCUCUCCUCCGGCCGCCGCCGCCACUGCUGCACAGCUGGUGUCGGUGCCGCGCUUUCCCCCCACGUCGCCCCCGCAGCCUAUGGCCCAGGCCGCCUUGGGUAUUUCUGCUCAAGGUAACCACAUCCCUCUUUAAAAAUUCCGCCGAAAAAGAGAAGACGCUUUACCCGACUCUUUGGGCCGUUAUCUCACGGCGAACUUUCUGACCAAGUAUACAACUACCCAGAGGGCCUAGGAGAAGUGCUGUAUAGAGAGCAGUUCGACUUCAACGCUGAGCCACCUUGGGAACCUAGCUGAUGAUAGGGGGGUUCCAUCUCCCAACUUGUCCAUCUCUCCCUGUUCUACUUCCAGGGAGGUCUCCACAGAAAUCCAAGACUCAUAUUCAUCCAGCUUGGUGUCAAGUGGGCUGUUGCUGCCAGAAUUAUCUUGUGAUUAUUUGAGAGAUGUGUCAGUUUCUUCUGAAGUACAAUCAACUGUAGAAGCCCUUGUAGCAGUUUGUUGCAUAUUCUAAGGACCCAGACAUAGGCUUCGUGGCCCGUCUCUUGUUUUUCCUGGUUUAUGACUUUCGGCUUUGUGGAAUACGGCUGAGAUGAAAGGAUUUAUUGACGAUGCAAACUAUUCCGUUGGCCUGUUGGAUGAAGGAACAAACCUUGGAAAUGUUAUUGAUAACUAUGUUUAUGAACAUACUCUGACAGGAAAAAAUGCAUUUUUUGUGGGAGAUCUUGGAAAGAUUGUGAAGAAACACAGUCAAUGGCAGAGUGUGGUGGCCCAGAUAAAGCCAUUCUAUACAGUGAAGUGCAACUCUACUCCAGCUGUACUAGAGAUUCUGGCAGCUCUUGGAACUGGAUUUGCUUGUUCUACUAAAAAUGAAAUGGCUUUAGUGCAAGAAUUGGGUGUAUCUCCAGAAAAUAUUAUUUACAUAAGUCCUUGCAAGCAAGUGUCUCAGAUAAAGUAUGCAGCAAAAGUUGGAGUGAAUAUUAUGACAUGUGACAAUGAAAUUGAAUUGAAGAAAAUUGCACGCAAUCACCCAAACGCCAAGGUCUUACUACAUAUUGCAACAGAAGAUAAUAUUGGAGGCGAAGAGGAUAACAUGAAGUUUGGCACUACACUGAAGAACUGUAGGCAUCUCUUGGAAUGUGCUAAGGAACUUGAUGUCCAAAUAAUUGGGGUUAAAUUUCAUGUUUCAAGUACUUGCAAAGAAUCUCAAGUAUAUGUACAUGCUCUAUCUGAUGCUCGAUGUGUGUUUGACAUGGCUGGAGAAUUUGGCUUUACAAUGAACAUGUUAGACAUCGGUGGAGGCUUCACAGGAACUGAAUUUCAAUUGGAAGAGGUUAAUCAUAUAAUAAGCCCUCUGUUGGAUAUCUACUUUCCUGAAGGAUCUGGCAUUAAGAUAAUUUCGGAACCUGGAAGCUACUAUGUGUCUUCUGCAUUUACACUUGCAGUUAAUAUCAUAGCAAAGAAAGUUGUUGAAAAUGAUAAAUUUUCCUCUGGAGUAGAAAAAACCGGAAGUGAUGAACCAGCCUUCAUGUAUUAUAUGAAUGAUGGUGUUUAUGGUUCCUUUGCAAGUAAACUGUCUGAGGACUUAAAUACCAUUCCAGAGGUUCACAAGAAAUACAAGGAAGAUGAGCCUCUGUUUACAAGCAGCCUUUGGGGUCCGUCCUGUGAUGAGCUUGAUCAGAUUGUGGAAAGCUGUCUUCUUCCUGAGCUGAAUGUAGGAGAUUGGCUUAUUUUUGAUAACAUGGGAGCAGAUUCUUUCCAUGAACCAUCUGCUUUUAAUGAUAUGCAAAGGCCAGCUGUUUAUUACAUGAUGUCAUUCAGUGAUUGGUAUGAGAUGCAAGAUGCUGGAAUUACUUCCGACGCGAUGAUGAAGAGCUUCUUCUUUGUGCCUUCUUGCAUCCAGCUAAGCCAAGAAGGCAGCUUUUCCACUGAGGCUUAAACAGGCAUGAACGCUUCUUUAGAUCUGAAGUUGCAGGUUAUGUUUGUCUGGUCAACAUUCCAGUGUGGAAAAAAAUUUAAGCAAUUCUAUUCUGUUAAUUAUUUUGGAAACAAAAACUAUUAGUAGUAGCUAUUUGGGACCAGACAAAAUCAAUUUUCAUCUAUAAUUCAUUGGGGGUAAUGGGAAAUUUAGAUAAUGUAUCCAGAUUUAAACCCACCGGUUUGUCCUACCCCUUAAGCGUUUAAAAUAAAAUAUGCAACAAAAUGGAUGACUUAGUGGAGAUGGAAGCCCAUUAAUUGGGUUCCCCAUUAAACCGUUUACAUACAAGUACACAGUUUUUAUACUAAGGAUUCGUGUUAAAAAGUCUUGUAAAGUUAAUGUCUUUCACCCAGAUAUAUCAGAUGUCAGUGGAAGACCAGUGUGACUUCAUUAGAUACCGUUUAGUGUAUUUAGAAUGUGUAAAUUUGUGCUAUGAACUGUAGUUUAAUAAAUGUAAAAUUGCAUCAUAGUAUUUGUUGUAUUUGACCUAAUGUAACCGUUGUAUGAUUGCAAUAAAAUUUUGUGUAGAUUUUACUGUCUUUUCAGGCUAAAACUUUGGGAAAGGGGCUAGCUAGCAAAGGUAGUUUUGAAAUAGAUGUGUAUAUAGACUGUUUUGAAGGUUUUUUUUCUUUAUAGCCCAUUUAAGUUUAGUUUGGCUCAGUGCAUUUUUCGAUUAUUUAAUUAGUAAUUUAAGUCAAGUGGUAAAUCAUUGUGAGGUUCGGAUUAAUGAUGGAGAGUUGAUGUGCAGUAAGCAUGAUGUCUAACAAUUUUAACACCACAAUGUUAAUUCUGCAUAGACUAAUUGUAAUAAUUCAUAGGUGUUUCUGUAUAGAUAGAAUGCAUAGAGUACCUUAGUAAAUCUGUGAAUCACAAACCUUUUGACUGAUAUGUAAGAUUCUAUUAAAUACUUUGAAUAAACAUGGGGAGGAAAGGAAAUAAAAUUGCAGAGAACCACAGAGCACUAAAACUUAAAGAAGGGCUACAUCUUUAUCUAGAAACCUGAUGCUCUUUUGCACGGAAUGUUUAAAUUCAGAGUGGGCAGGGGUUGGGUAAAGCACACUCACUUCUUCAGUUACUCAAUUGCAGUGGUUUCAAAUUUAGGGGUUUUGUUGUUGGUUUGACUAUUCCCUUAGUUUCUUGUUAGUUCCCACUUGUUCAGCUUAGCCAUUACUUUUAAUUAUUUUCAUACUAAAAUUUUGUGGUGGUUAGGGAAGGGAGUUAGCGUCACUAACCUGACAGUUGUUGCCAGGAAUUUGCUUUGUUCACUGCUAGUGUAUUAGUAAUCCUAGAUCUCAGAAUCACAAUAGUAAUAAAAUAGACAAGGGUCACUUUUUCCUAACUUACUCUAUGUUCGGAUGUGGAAUUUCUGUCUCCCAAGAGGAAAUGUGACUUUACUUUGGUGCCAAUGGACAGAAGAUUCUACCUGUGCUACAUAGGAGAAGUUCGGAAUGCACUUAAUAGCUGGUUUUUACACCUUCACUUCAAGGUGGAAAUAAAUUGAUCAUGAAUCUCUAAUAAAUUUCAAUCUCUUAAACCAGUAGGUGCUUAAUAUUUUUUGAUUUGGUUAAUGCCCAUUUGAAUUUCAUGGGUUCUGUUAAUUAAGAAAAAUUUAGGAUCCCAAUCCAUUGUCAUCUAAUUGACCUUGGACUUUCCCAAGAUGUAAUAUGGGAUUUUAUGCAAAACUCCAAGCUACCAUGCAACUUUUUUUAACUGUAACGAGGAGGACUAAUUGUUUCCUUCUUUCUUUACAUGUGCAUUGUUGUAGUCCAGAAAUGCCAAACCUUUUUAAAGAUGGUGCAACUUGAGUCCUUGGCUUGGCUAUAGAGGCUUGAACUUAAUGGCAUAUCAAUUUUGCCAUAUCCACAGGAGAGCUGUUCUGUGUGAAAUAGCUCCGAGUCGCAAAUAUCACAUGUGAAUGAUAUGGUAACUUUAAAAAAAUGUCUGUAUUGUAUUUGAAGACUGUUUGCCAUAAAUCUGAAGUUUGAACCUAUGUAUUUCAAUUUGGUAUGCUAAAAAAGUACUGAAUUAAUGUAAAAAAAAAUUGUUACAAUAUUGUAAUCUCAGUUCAAAAGUUAACUGAAACUAUAAAGCCCAAAUGAUUUCUAUAUAGUAAAUUGAACUGUAAAGGAAAUUUGUGUGUGAUUCUGAAUACAUAGAUAAAUGUUUUUAUUCCUCUUCACGUUUCACUUUGGCUUCUAUCAUGCAAUAGAGGUGAAAUUUUACAUUAUCAGCUUUGUAUAUUAAUUUGGAAGCAUUCUUUGCUUCUUGUUUUAUUUCAGAGCAAAUUGAUUCUGGUAAACAGGUGGUGAGAGUUAGAAAUGAACAACGAAAGUUUUGGUCAAGCCCAGUAUAUAUGUGCACGCUAAGGUGUUUCUAUGCUGCCUUUUCUAGUCAUGUCUCUUCACUAGCCUCCUAACAGUUUAAACCUGGACUAAAUGAAAUAGGUUGAUGUAAGUGAAGCUAGAUGUUAUUCCAAGUAAGCAUUGCUUCUUAAUACCGUUAAAUGCAAACACUGGGUUAGAAAAGCCACACACUGUUCAGUCCCUUUUUUCUUUGUUGUUUUUGGAGUAUAUUUAGUUGCUAACCUGCCUUGGCUUUAAGAAGUUAUCUGAACUCUGCUCAAACAAAAACAUCUUUUUGUUCUUCAAACACUUUAGUUAACUGGGCAACUUGAUAGGAAAUUAAUCUUAUUCACUAUUUCUGGAAGGAACAUUCAGUUUAAAGUUUACUGUUCAGGCAAUUCAGUAAUUCAGGGUGGUAGAUAGAUGUAGAGCCUUGACUUCAAUGUCAACUGGAAUUCUGCCUCUGCCAAAUUCUACCUGUGGGAACACAGGCUGGUCUCUAACUCUUCUGUGCUUCAGUUUUCCCAGAUGGAAAAGGGUGGUAAUAAAAGUAGCUUUGUAUAGGGAAGGGUACCUGAUCUCAAAUGAGGUCAAGUUGUGAGGUGACUGGCAGUGAUGACUGGCAGUGAGGGCCAUGGUGAUGCCACUGUACUCCAGCCUGGGCCACAGAAACUAUGGUGCAGGUAAUUGCAGAUGUAAGCUUUCCUAAUGGGGAUAAACCUGACCUAGGAAUAAACGAAAACUAGUUCUAGUUCUGAAUGGCAUUUGCUGAAGGCUGAUCUCCUCGUUAAGGCACUGUGGACCAGCUUUAAGAGUGGCUGUAUUUCAACAGUAAAAAUUAGGUAUGUCUAUGGAGCCUUUUCCUCCUGCUGGGACUUGGAAUCCCAUUGGAGUUGAGGAUUGUGUUGGGGUUUUUCCAAGCCCCCCAUGUGUUGGUAAUUUGGGGCAGGAGAAUGUUAGCCAUAAUAAAAGUUUUAUGUUUUAAGUUUGAA
Messenger RNA from Carlito syrichta (Philippine tarsier), 5543 nucleotides. RefSeq names its product antizyme inhibitor 1 (gene AZIN1). The transcript has 13 exons. Lineage: Eukaryota; Metazoa; Chordata; Mammalia; Primates; Tarsiidae. Gene Ontology annotation, molecular function: ornithine decarboxylase activator activity; ornithine decarboxylase activity. Gene Ontology annotation, cellular component: cytoplasm. Gene Ontology annotation, biological process: negative regulation of protein catabolic process; positive regulation of polyamine transmembrane transport. The record is from RefSeq and is a predicted model, not a curated record. The coding region runs from base 824 to 2170 and encodes 448 amino acids.